Rhinopithecus roxellana (golden snub-nosed monkey) is the source of this 1731-nucleotide messenger RNA. RefSeq names its product PNMA family member 6E (gene PNMA6E). Lineage: Eukaryota; Metazoa; Chordata; Mammalia; Primates; Cercopithecidae. The coding region runs from base 1 to 1731 and encodes 576 amino acids. The transcript is spliced from 2 exons. The record is from RefSeq and is a predicted model, not a curated record.
AUGCUUCAGGACUGGUGCAGGUGGAUGGGUGCAAACGCAGAGCGCUCCCUGCUCAUCCUGGAUAUCCCUGACAACUGUGAGGAACAUGAGUUCCAGGAGGCCCUGCGGGCUGCCCUGUCGCCCCUGGGCAGGUACCGAGUGCUCACCAAGCACUUCAGAAAGGAGCUCGGGGCCAAGGCAGCCUUGGUGGAGUUCGCUGAGUAUUUAAACCGAAGCUUGAUUCCCCGCCAAAUACCAGGCAAUGGGGGCCCCUGGAAAGUGAUCUUCCUGCCCCAAGUACCUGAUGUUGAGUUUCAGGAUAUGCCCAGUUUCCUUGCACAGCCCCAGGGGCAAGCAGUGGCAAAAGUUGCAGGUGAGGCAGGAGGCACAGGUGAGGGAGGAGCAGCAGGUGCGGCAGGAGGUGCAGGUGAGGGAGGAGCAGCAGGUGAGGCAGGAGGCGCAGGUGAGGCAGGAGGCGCAGGUGAGGCAGGAGGUGCAGGUGAGAGAGGAGCAGCAGGUGAGGCAAGAGGCGCAGGCAAGGCAGGAGGUGCAGGUGAGGGAGGAGCAGCAGGUGAGGCAGGAGGUGGAGGUGAGGCAGGAGGUGCAGGUGAGGGAGGAGCAGCAGGUGAGGCAGGAGGUGCAGGUGAGGCAGGAGGCGCAGGUGAUACAGGAACUGCAGGUGAGGUAGGAGCUGUGGGUGAGGCAGGAGGGACAAGAGCCUGGGUCCAGCCUUGGCGCUGCACCCUACAGGCUGUGCUGGAAAACAGGGCCUACCGGGAACUGAGACCCUUUUCAGGGAGGGAGCAGCCAGGCUGCGAGGAAGAGUCCUUUGAGAGCUGGGUGGAGCACGCCAGGGAUAUGCUGCAGCUGUGGUACCACGGGUCGGAAAGGGAGAGGAAGAGGUGGCUGCUGGAGAGGUUGGACGGCCCGGCCCUGGACGUCGUGAGCGGCCUCCUGGAGGAAGAUCCCAACUUGUCCGCGCUGGACUGCCUGGCGGCGCUGGGGCAGGUAUUUAGGAACCAGGACACUCGAAUGACUUCGAGGCUGAAGUUCCUGACCUGCACGCAGGGGCCCCAGGAGGGGCUGUUUGCCUUCGUGGUGCGCCUGGAAGGCCUGCUGCAGAGGGCUGUGGAGAAGGGGGCCGUCCACCCAGCCUUGGCCAACUACCUGCGAUUACGGCAGGUGCUGUCUCGGGCCCGCCUCAGCGAGGCACUCCAGGAUACCCUGAGGGGGAUGCAGCUGGAGAGGAGGCCACCUGGCUUCCUGGGGCUGCUCCGGCUCAUCCGGGAGAUGGAGGCGUGGGCAGCUUCCCCAGCGAGGAGCCAGCAGGGUGUGACCUGGCCAGAAGUCCCACUGGAGAGUGAAGACCCAGCUGCUGCCCAGGCCUCCUCAGCCCAGGGGGAUGCCAGCGAGUCUGAUCCUGGAGUGGAAGAUGCUGCCGAGGCCGCUUCUGCCACCAAAGAGGCUGCAAGGGGCGCCCCUGCCGCUGGGGAAGGUGAAAGUGCCCCUGCAGACCUCGAAGGCCUAGGUCAGGCAAGGCCCUGGAGCUCCUCCCCAGCCCGGAUGAGCAGUGCUGCCUGGGUGUUCCCAGGAGGUCCUAGCUGGGGUCCAGAGGGCCUCAUCCAGGUGAGAGGCCAGGAAGCCAGGAAUCCCCCACUGGCGGGGCUCCAGACCAUCUUGGAGGACCCCGAAAACGAGAAUGAGGACGGGGCUGGGGAUGCGGGCCAGUCCAAGUCCUCCCAGGGCAAAUAG